Molecule: messenger RNA, 138 nt
Organism: Racocetra persica
Lineage: Eukaryota; Fungi; Glomeromycota; Glomeromycetes; Diversisporales; Gigasporaceae
Source: the annotation of a GenBank genome assembly
AUUAAUGAAUUGCAAAUAGUAGCUAAAUAUCCUGAUAAAGUCUUUGUAGAAGAGAUAUUAAACUAUAAAGUUUUAUCUACAAAUGAGUUUGAUAAUUUAAUAAAUAGAAUUGGAUAUGAAUUAGUAAAAGCAUUAGAU